Messenger RNA from Elaeis guineensis (African oil palm), 1435 nucleotides. RefSeq names its product ethylene-responsive transcription factor CRF1-like. Lineage: Eukaryota; Viridiplantae; Streptophyta; Magnoliopsida; Arecales; Arecaceae. Gene Ontology annotation, biological process: regulation of DNA-templated transcription. The record is from RefSeq and is a predicted model, not a curated record. Gene Ontology annotation, molecular function: DNA binding; DNA-binding transcription factor activity.
CUCCCUAAGCUCUCUCUCACUCUCUCUAUUCCUCUUUCCCCCUUCUUCUCUCUUUUUCUUUUUUCCUUCUCCUAUACGGAUUGCAGAGGUUGUCUAGACUGGAAGUGCGCUGCUUCUGUGGUGAUCUUGCAGCCAUAACUAGGAACCGUUUGUUUCCCCUAUUAGUUCGAAUAGCAAAUGUGAACAGUGGAAUAGAGAACAAAAGAUAAUAUCUGGAGCAAUGGACGGGAUGCACUGGUCGACGGUCAAGAGAAGCGAUCAUGUCAACUUGAUUCAGAAGCGGUUUGAACCGAACAGGUCGUCGGCGGCGGCAGGGUGGCAGACGGUUAGGAUCUUUUGUGACGACUACGAGGCCACCGACUCUUCCGGUGACGAAGAAGAGGGCUGUUACUUCCGCCGCCGUGUGAAGCGCUACGUCCAGGAGAUCAGGUUCCAGGACCAUUCCGCCAGAGGCGCUGCCGGUGCCGCUUCCACUGGCGACAAGGGGAAAAGCGUGAAGGCAGGUGGAAAGAAGAAGAAACCGCCAGCAGCAGCCGCUGCCGGCAGACCGGGCUCGCCGGCGGCCCGGAAGUUCCGUGGCGUUCGCCGGCGGCCGUGGGGGAAGUAUGCCGCGGAGAUCCGCGACCCAUGGCGUCGCGUCCGUGUGUGGCUCGGCACGUACAACACCGCCGAGGAGGCUGCCAAGGUCUACGACUCCGCCGCCAUCCAGCUCCGCGGCCCAGACGCCACCACCAAUUUCUCCACCCGCCCGGUCUCCGCCGCCCCGGCCCAACCUCCUCCUCCGCCGAGGAACCUCUCCGAUGGCAACCUCCCCUCCAUCUCCGGCGGUUACGAUUCCGGCGAUGAGUCCCACAACCUCUCCUCCCCCACCUCUGUCCUUCGUGGGUUCUCUUCCUCCGCCGAGGUGGAGGAGCCACAGGAUCGGCAGAAAACGCCGACCAACGUGUCGGACGAGAAGGGCGGUUUGGUCACCGCCGGUGUGGGCUUGCCGGACGAGUUUCAGGACUUUAUGCCUUUCGAGAAGGUGCCGCUGUACAACGACUUUCUCGACUUCAGCUUGUCGGAGCCGAGGAUUUUCGAGGAUACGACGCAGAUCAACUUCUUUGCCAACAACUUGAGUGAUGUGAUGCUCAGUUCUGAUGUAAAACUGGGCCUAUCACCAUUACAGGGAGACGAUUUCUUUCAAGACAUCGGCGAUUUAUUCCCGAUCGACCCUCUUUCUGCCAUUUAGAAAAUUCUAGUAGUGGAAGGGCAAGGGGGAUUAUUGUUGGCCUUUUGUCUGCCGGAUGCCGAUUAAUCGGCCAAUUUUGUAAUGCAGGGAGAGGAAGUGAUGUUUUUUUUAAUUUAUUUUGUUUUUUAUUUUUUUAAAGAUCGAAUGGAAAUGAAAUUUCUUGAAUAAACGGUAAAUAAAUUUUGCAUCACAAAUUAAAGAAUA